ACUUGCUACGCGUUUUUUCGCCACAUCUCACUCGCAUCGAGACACUCAGUUCAUGCCAUGGUGAAACAUUCGACAGUCGUAGAGGCGUAUGGGGCCCUCGGACUUGAACAGGGUUCGUCGCUGGAGGUGGUCAAGAGCACGUACAAGCAACUCGCGCUGAAAACACAUCCGGACAAGAAUCCGGGCAACGAAGAUGCCACUGCCCAGUUCCAGCGGCUCAGUGAAGCAUACAACGUGCUCGUCAAGCAUCUAGAUCGGUCAUCGUCUCCCCCACGCAGGCAGCCACAUAGCUAUUCGUAUCGCCCAUUCGAUGACGAUUACGAUGAAUACGACGACUUCGACCGCUAUGACGAUUACGACGAUUACGACGAUGACUUCGAGGACUUGGACUUCUACAUGUUCUUGUUUGAGGAGCUGUUGAGGGGCCGCGCCAACCGUUAUGCCAACAUGCGUUACAGCCGUCAUAAACCGACGGCGCCCGAGUCCCCAGAGCAGUAUCAGGCGCGUAUUGCUCGUAUGCGUGAAGAACAAGAGCAAGCCGAGGCUCGUCGCAAGCGGGAAGAGGCCGCGCGGAGGGAGACGCAACAAAUGGAACGGGAAAGGGAGAGGAGGCAGGCUGAGGAAAGACAGAGAGUCAAGGUCGCUCAGAAGAAGGCCCAGGCAGUUGCUUCCCAGAAGUCAGCCGAAGAGAAGGCCCGUACUCAGGAGCAGCGCCUCCAACAUCUGCGCUCUGAUGCCUUCGCUGCUGCUCGCCGUGGAGACUCGGCGGGCGUCAAGAAAGGCGUUUAUGAGGAUAACGUCGACGCCGCUGGCGGUGAGAUUAGAAGAGGCGGUGAGAAGUUCGUCAAGACUCCGCCGAACGACCCACGAGAGGCUUUGUUGCACAUCGCCGCAAAGCAUGGUAACGCAGAGUUGGUGGAAUGGCUGGAAUCCCAUGGCGCCGAGUUAGACGAACGGGACGGGCAAGACUUCACAGCGUUCCAUGUCGCUCUACAGGCUGGGCAUAUUUCCAUUGUCAAGCACUUCGUGACCACCUAUGCCCCUCAGGACUCCGAUUACGAGAACAUCUAUAGGCGACCUGGAUCUAGCUCGCUGCUCAGGCUUGCUCUGGACUCCCGUGAACCAGAAGCCGUCUGGAUAGUGCUCGAUAAUCAACUAGCCACUCAAGACGAUAUAGUCGCUGAGUGGUCUUCGGUAAAAUCUGCCGCAGGUAGAGCUGCCAUCGUCGGAGCAGGAGGAAGGAAACAGGAAGCGAAGUAUGAGGAAAUUCGUAACCUCCUCAUAAGCUACGGAAAGCUCCCACCGGAAAGCCAAGAGAUGACGCCAAAGCCAUCGAAGGGGAAAGCUGCCAACGGUCGUGCCAUGAACGGCGGAACACCUCGACCAGCUUCUGACUUUGACGCUUACGAGUCACCGUACCCGUCACCACCACCGGAAGGAGGAGACGAAUAUCAUCCGGAUGACUACGUCCCUCAAAAUACGUCGAGGUCAGGGAAGGUUUAUCGUGGUCAACCCCGCAAUAGGCGACCGUACAAGCAGUACCACCAGUUCGGCCACGAAUCGCCUUCCACAAAUCCCGACCACGCACCUUGUGACGACGUGCCCCCCAGUCCCGGGACCGAUACACCUUCACAGCCACAACCGCCCUUUGCACGGGGCCGUGGUCGUGGCAGGGGUGGUUAUCGCGGCAGAGGUAGAGGCAGGGGUCGGGGUCGGGGUCAGCCUCCCUUGUAGAUAUUCUUCCACUGCUAUGUGCUUUCCUCUCGUUGUCCUCGCAAAACCUCAUCUCCUCGCAAAGCUUCAAUUCCACUUCAUGACCUGGCCGUAUUUCGAUUGUCGCUUCGUCUUGCACGCAACCUCACAUGUUGUCCAUGAUCCCACCAUGACCGUCAUUACUUUGUUCGAACUGACUUCUGUCAUAGAAUGCUUGUGUACACAUAGUUUUCCGUUUUCCAGUCAAGUACCCAUUCAUCCUUUCUACAAACUUCAUAAGCCUGCUUGGCACAAACGCCGUAUCAUACCAAAUAACUUAAGUAAAUUUUGCGUGCC
This is a messenger RNA of Fomitopsis serialis, 2049 nucleotides long. Its product is annotated as DnaJ domain-containing protein. Gene Ontology annotation, cellular component: spliceosomal complex. The coding region runs from base 58 to 1734 and encodes 558 amino acids. The record is from RefSeq and is a predicted model, not a curated record. Gene Ontology annotation, biological process: spliceosomal complex disassembly. The transcript is spliced from 7 exons. Lineage: Eukaryota; Fungi; Basidiomycota; Agaricomycetes; Polyporales; Fomitopsidaceae. Gene Ontology annotation, molecular function: protein binding.